This is a messenger RNA of Coregonus sp. 'balchen', 14278 nucleotides long. The record is from the annotation of a GenBank genome assembly. NCBI's taxonomy places the organism in Eukaryota, Metazoa, Chordata, Actinopteri, Salmoniformes, Salmonidae.
AUGUUGAGGAGAGAGGGGAGAAACGUUACUUAUAGUGAAGGUAGAGAUAAACUUUCCUGUAAUUGCAAGUGUAACUGCAUAGAAACCUAAACAUUAUUAUUUGCCUCUCAGCUUCCUAUCAAAUCUCAACAUUUCAAACAGAAUCCUAAGAAAAUUAACAACAAUGACAAAUGUGUUUGAUGAAGAAUGCAAAAACUAAGAAAGAAAUUGAGAACCUGUCUAACCAAAAACAUAGAGACCCAGAAAACCUGAGGCCUUCACUAUGGUGAAUCACUAAACAAUACAGAAAUACACUACAGACAAAGAGGGAACAGCAUGUCAGAAAUCAGCUCAAUGUAUGAAGAAUACCAUAGACUCUAACCACGUCUGGAAAAUUGGAAAACACUAGAAGAAACAACAACACGAAGAGUAUCUAUCCAAACGGAGAUGUAUGGGGUAACCACUUCUCCAGUCUUGUUGGCCUUAUAACAAAGACAAACAGCAAAAACAUAUACAUGAUCAAAUACAAAUCUUAGAAUCAACUAUUAAAGACUACCAGAACCCACUGGAUUCUCCAGUUACAUUAAAUGAACUACAGGACAAAAUACAAACCCUCCAACCCAAAAAGGUAUGUGGUGUUGAUGGUAUCCUAAAAUAUACAGACCACAAAUUCCAAUUGGCUAUACUUAAACUCUUUAACAUCAUCCUUAGCUCUGGCAUCUUCCCCAAUAUUUGGAACUAAGGACUGAUCACCCCAAUCCACAAAAGUGGAGACAAAUUUGACCCCAAUAACUACUGUGGGAUAUGCAUCAACAGCAACCUUGGGGAAAUCCUCUGCAUUAUCAUUAACAGCAGACUAGUUCAUUUCUCAGUGAAAACAAUGUACUGAGCAAAUGUCAAAUGGGCUUUUUACCAAAUUACCGUACGACAGACCCCUGCACACCCUAAUUGACAAACAAACAAACCAAAACAAAGGCAAAGUCUUCUCAUGCUUUGUUGAUUUCAAAGAAGCUUUUGACUCAAUUUGGCAUGAGGGUCUGCUAUACAAAUUGAUGGAAAGUGGUGUUGGGGGAAAAACAUACAACAUUAUAAAAUCUAUGUACACAAACAGUGUGCGGUUAAAAUUGGCAAAAAACAGACACAUUUCUUUCCACAGGGCCGUGGUGUGAGACAGGGAUGUAGCUUAACCCUCUUCAACAUAUAUAUCAGUGAAUUGGCGAGGGCACUAGAACAGUCUGCAGCACCCGGCCUCACCCUACUAGAAUCUGAAGUCAAAUGUCUACUGUUUGCUGAUGAUCUGGUGCUUCUGUCACCAACCAAUAAGGGCCUACAGCAGCACCUAGAUAUUCUGCACAUAUUCUGUCAGACCUGGGCACUGACAGUAAAUCUCAGUAAGACAAAAAUAAUGGUGUUCCAAAAAAGGUCCAGUUGCCAGGACCACAAAUACAAAUUCCAUCUAGACACCAUUGCCCUAGAGCACACAAAAAACUAUACAUACAGUGGGGGAAAAAAGUAUUUAGUCAGCCACCAAUUAUGCAGGUUCUCCCACUUAAAAAUAUGAGAGAGGCCUGUAAUUUUCAUCAUAGGUACACGUCAACUAUGACAGACAAAUUGAGGAAAAAAAAUCCAGAAAAUCACAUUGUAGGAUUUUUAAUGAAUUUAUUUGCAAAUUGUGGUGGAAAAUAAGUAUUUGGUCACCUACAAACAAGCAAGAUUUCUGGCUCUCACAGACCUGUAACUUCUUCUUUAAGAGGCUCCUCUGUCCUCCACUCGUUACCUGUAUUAAUGGCACCUGUUUGAACUUGUUAUCAGUAUAAAAGACACCUGUCCACAACCUCAAACAGUCACACUCCAAACUCCACUAUGGCCAAGACCAAAGAGCUGUCAAAGGACACCAGAAACAAAAUUGUAGACCUGCACCAGGCUGGGAAGACUGAAUCUGCAAUAGGUAAGCAGCUUGGUUUGAAGAAAUCAACUGUGAGAGCAAUUAUUAGGAAAUGGAAGACAUACAAGACCACUGAUAAUCUCCCUCGAUCUGGGGCUCCACGCAAGAUCUCAUCCCAUGGGGUCAAAAUGAUCACAAGAACGGUGAGCAAAAAUCCCAGAACCACACGGGGGGACCUAGUGAAUGACCUGCAGAGAGCUGGGACCAAAGUAACAAAGCCUACCAUCAGUAACACACUACGACGUCAGGGACUCAAAUCCUGCAGUGCCAGACGUGUCCCCCUGCUUAAGCCAGUACAUGUCCAGGCCCGUCUGAAGUUUGCUAGAGUGCAUUUGGAUGAUCCAAAAGAGGAUUGGGAGAAUGUCAUAUGGUCAGAUGAAACCAACAUUGAACUUUUUGGUAAAAACUCAACUCGCCUUUUUGGAGGACAAAGAAUGCUGAGUUGCAUCCAAAGAACACCAUACCUACUGUGAAGCAUGGGGGUGGAAACAUCAUGCUUUGGGGCUGUUUUUCUGCAAAGGGACCAGGACGACUGAUCCGUGUAAAGGAAAGAAUGAAUGGGGCCAUGUAUCGUGAGAUUUUGAGUGAAAACCUCCUUCCAUCAGCAAGGGCAUUGAAGAUGAAACGUGGCUGGGUCUUUCAGCAUGACAAUGAUCCCAAACACACCGCCCGGGCAACGAAGGAGUGGCUUCGUAAGAAGCAUUUCAAGGUCCUGGAGUGGCCUAGCCAGUCUCCAGAUCUCAACCCCAUAGAAAAUCUUUGGAGUGAGUUGAAAGUCUGUGUUGCCCAGCGACAGCCCCAAAACAUCACUGCUCUAGAGGAGAUCUGCAUGGAGGAAUGGGCCAAAAUACCAGCAACAGUGUGUGAAAACCUUGUGAAGACUUACAGAAAACGUUUGACCUGUGUCAUUGCCAACAAAGGGUAUAUAACAAAGUAUUGAGAAACUUUUGUUAUUGACCAAAUACUUAUUUUCCACCAUAAUUUGCAAAUAAAUUCAUUAAAAAUCCUACAAUGUGAUUUUCUGGAAUUUUUGUCUGUCAUAGUUGACGUGUACCUAUGAUGAAAAUUACAGGCCUCUCUCAUCUUUGUAAGUGGGAGAACUGGCACAAUUGUUGGCUGACUAAAUACUUUUUUCCCCCACUGUACCUCUGCCUUAACAUCAGCACCACAGGUAACUUCCACAAAGCUGUGAACGAUCUGAGAGACAAGGCAAGAAGGGCCUUCUAUGACAUCAAAAGGAACAUAAAAUUCGACAUUCCAAUUAGGAUCUGGGAAAAAAUACUUGAAUCAGUUAUAGAACCCAUUACCCGUUAUGGUUGUGAACCAAUAAUUCACAAAAUGGGACAAACACCAAAUUGAGACUCUGCAUGCAGAAUUCUGCAAAAAUAUCCUCAGUGUACAACAAAAAACACCAAAUAAUGCACGCAGAGCAGAAUUAGGCCGAUACCCGCUAAUUAUCAAUAUCCAGAAAAGAGCCGUUAAAUUCUACAACCACCUAAAAGGAAGCAAUUCCCAAACCUUCCAUAACAAAGCCAUCACCUACACAGAGACGAACCUGGAGAAGAGUCCCCUAUGCAAGCUGGUCCUGGGGCUCUGUUCACAAACACAAACAGACCCUACAUAGCCCCAGGACAGCAACACAAUUAGACACAACCAAAUCAUGAGAAAACAAAAAGAUAACAAAAAUACAUAGCAAACUAGAAUGCUAUUUGGCCCUAAACAGAGAGUACACAGUGACAGAAUACCUGACCACUGUGACUGACCCAAACUUAAGGAAAACUUUGACUAUGUACAGACUCAGUGAGCAUAGCUUUGCUAUUGAGAAAGGCCGCCGGAGGCAGACCUGGCUCUCAAGAGAAGACAGGCUAUGUGCACACUGCCCACAAAAUGACGUGGAAACUGAGCUGCACUUCCUAACCUCCUGCCAAAUGUCUGACCAUAUUAGAGACAUAUUUCCCUCAGAUUACACAGACUCACAAAGAAUUCGAAAAACAAACCCAAUUUUGACAAACUCCCAUAUCUAUUGGGUGAAAUACCACAGUGUGCCAUCACAGCUUAAAUAUUUGUGACCUGUUGCCACAAGAAAAGGACAACCAGUGAAGAACAAACACCAUUGUAAAUACAACCCAUAUUUAUGUUUAUUUAUUUUCCCUUUUGUACUUUAACUAUUAGCAUAUAAUAUGACAUUUGAAAUGACUUUAUUAUUUUGGAACUGCAAUGUUACUGUUACAUUUUUAUAGUUUAUUCAUUUUGUUUUUUUCUAUUUCCACUUGCUUGCAUGUUAACAUAUUGUUCCCAUGCCAAUUAAAGCCCUUAAAUUGACUUCAAUUUGCGAUAAGAGAUCAGAGAACAGGAUAUCAGAAGCGAGGAGAGAUGAGAAUAGCUAGACUACUAUAAGCAAGAGCAGUAGACAGAGGAGAGAGCGAGAAGAGAGAGAUAGAAAAGAGAGACAGAGAGAGAAGAGAGACAAGAGAGAGAGAGAGAAAGAGAAUAGAGACAGAGCAGAGAGUAGAGAGACAGAGGAGAAGAGGAAGAGAGAGAGAGAUAAAAGAGACUAGAGACAAGAAGAGAAUAGAGAUGAGAGAAGAGAAAGAGUAGACAGAUGAGAGAGAAUAGAAGAUGAGGAGAGACGAGAGGAGAGUAGAGAAGAGAGAGAGAGAGAGAAGAGAGAGGAUGAGAGAGAGAUGGUCGAGAUCGAGAGAGAGAGAGAGAUAUAGAUAAGCAUGAGAGAGGACAGGAGAGCAUAGGGAGAGAAGACAAAGAAGAGACUAGAGAGAGCAAAUGAUAGAGAUAGAGGAAGAGAUAGAAGAGAGACAGAGAGAGAUAGAAGAUAUGUGUAAGAGAGACAUAGAAGAAUAAGAAAGAGAGAGAGAGAGAGAGAGAUGAGAGAAAAGAAGGACUAGCAAGGGAAGAAAGACAGACACCAAGAGAAAAGAUAUAGAAAACAGAAAGAGAGGAAGAGAAGGUGGUUUUGCGAGAAGAGAAGGGGGGAGGAAAAAUGUAGGGGGCAGGGUGGGUAGAAGAGAGGGGGGGGGGGAGAAAUUUUGGGGGGGAGAAGGUGGGAGGAGGGGGGUUUGGGGAGGGGGAGAAGGGGGUGAGGAAGAAAGGGGGGUGAGGAGAGAAGUUAGGGUUUGGGGGGGUGGGGGAAGGGGAAGGAAAGGGGGGGUGAGGGGGGGAAAAACCCGUGGGUGAGGAGAGUGCAGGGUGGGUGAGGGAGGGAGAGCAGGGUGGGUGAGGGAGAGCAACGUGGGUGAGGGAGAGCAGGGUGGGUGGUCUCUGUUGAAAUUGUAUGGAUGUGGGCCUUGCCCCAUCAAAGGCCAGUCUAUACACAUAAACGGUACAUAACAAUAUGUGGGUAUAGCAGUCGACAGAAAGAUGGAGAUUGCAGAUGUGCAUGCGUCAGAUCCGUUAUGCUGAUAAAUUGGAGAAAAAUGUAUUGCUUUUGGUAGGAGUCAAUGCACCAUGCUAUCAAUGUUUGUGUUUGCUACUCUUGAUCGGGCUAUGAUUAUUUCAACACUGGGAAAGUACAUAAAAAGUGCCAAAGGGACUAAUUCAUCUAAUUUAAUCUCCUUAAUUGCAGCCAUUAGAUGUAACUCUUUAUCACACACACACGCACACAAACACACAAACACACACACUCCGACAUAUCCCCCAAACUAGAAAAUGUAAGUUGCCGUUAGAGGCUAGCUGUUGGCUGAUUGACGUGACCAGCUAACCCUAGAAGCUAUCCUCUUGGUGCAUGUGGCCAGGGUCUGAUUCAAAUCAACAUAUGGCCUAUAAUGGAGCCAGUCACAUCUCAUUACAUGGAAAAUUACAGAAACGUGAACCCAAAUCUUGUUCGGACCUGAAAAAGGGGCGGACUGGGACCAGAAAUCGGCAUUUUGAACACAACGGCCCAGUGUUUUCCUUUAGGCCCGCAUUAUAAGCCAAGUUAGACAGGCCCACCGGGCUAAAAAUGGACCAGCCCAUAUGGCAUUUGCCUGAAAUGCCAGAUGGCCAGUCCGGCCCUGACCUGAAAAGCUCAGGGAGUGAAUCAUUUCCAUUGGCUAUUAGUUGUUCUGUAUGUCACCCCCAAUUUGUGAUGGAUGAGGUUGACAAUCGUCUUCCAAGCAUAUAUUUUUGUGUUUCUGUUUCGUAUAAUAAACAGUACUCGGUGGAUCGUUGAUGUUACGUUUGAGAUCUAAAUUAGCUACUACAGAUCCGAACUGUGUUUAUCUGAUUGAAAUAGUGAUAACCGGGAGUGUUCUUGUUUUCUUGGUUCUAGCUGUGCUUGUGUCAGGGAGCGAGCUCUGGGAGGUACCCACAGCCCCCUUAGGAUUUUCAUCCAACCAUACAACCAGCCUGGAAUGGGAGCCACAGUGUCAGUAUCGCCACCUGCAGGACGGCGUCAGAAUCACAGCCGACAUUCCCCCAAAACUGGAGGGCAACUGGGUGUCAACCAGGCAAGUUCUCUGCAUUGUCCAAAGAAAGGCUCUGAAUAGUCACUUUUUUCUAAUAUAUCAGCUUCAGCCAGUGUUGGGGAAGCUACUCUGAAAAUAUAGUUUACCAAGCUACCAAUUACUUCACACUGGAAGAAGUUAAGCUAAACUAAAGUUACUUUGAAAAAUGAGUUCACUAUAAACUACUUUGUGAAAAAUUAUAAUAUCUACAUUUGAAAUGUCAUAGACUUACGGGAGUCCAGAGAGGACAUGAAUAAAAAAAGAUUUACCGCGUUAUGUCGACAUCACAACUUAUUUAUCUCAUGUUCUCGACAUAACAAAAAUUGUUUUGUCGAGAUCACGAGAUAAACUCUAUAAAUAGGAGUGGAAGUAUUAAAGAUAGAUUGACAGUAUGGCAGAGGUGGCAGAGCCCACGGUGGAUCAGUGCAUACGUUUUUAUUGAUUACUACACUAAGGGAUGUUACAUUUCAUGCUAACAUCAUGCUUUAAUUUGUGUUUGGAGUUCAUUAUCAGUUUAUAAGUUAGAAUGUUAGCAUGGUAAAUGUCCCUUACCUUGAGCUAAGAGUUGGUGGGGGGAACUAAGCCCUCGUGGAGCAUUUAAGCCCUGGACUAUGCCUGACAGGCAACCCUGUCUCCCAACAUGUGUGCCACCCACAAGACCACAGCCAAUCGCAUGCAAGCAACAACGCAGCUAACUUGGCUAGUCUUGUGAGCGAGCGAGCUAGAUAGUUAGCUAGGUAGUCUUGUUAGCUAGAUAGCUAGCUAGCUAGCUUGUUAUCUAUGCUUGUUGUUAGCAGUGGUGGAAAAAGUACCCAGUUGUCAUACUUGAGUAAAAGUAAAGAUACCUUAAUAGAAAAUGACUCAAGUAAAAGUGAAAGUCACCCAGAAAAAUACUACUUGAGCAAAUGUCUAAAAGUAUUUGGUUUUAAAUAUACUUAAGUAUCAAAAGUAAAUGUAACUGCUAAAAUAUACUUAAGUAUCAAAAGCAAAAGUAUAAAUCAUUUCACACUCCUUAUAUUAAGCAAACCAGACGUCACAAUUUUCACCCACUCUGAACUAUAUGCAUCAGCCUAUAAAGCACUGACCGCUAAUCAAUCAAUCACAUUUAUUUAUAAAGCCAUUUUUACAUCAGCAGUCACAAAGUGCUUAUACAGAAACUAAGCCUAAAACCCCAGAGAGCAAUCAAUGCAGACGUAGAAGCACCGUGGCAAAGAAAAACUCCCUAGAAAGGCUGGAACCUAGGAAGAAACCUAGAGAGGAACCAGGCUCUGAGGGGUGACUAGUCCUCUUCUGGCUGUGCCGGUGGGAGAUUAUAAGAGUACAUGGCCAUUAAGGCCAGAUCGUUCUUAAAGAUGUUCAAACGUUCAUAGAUGACCAGCAGGGUCAAAUAAUAAUCACAGUGGUUAUAGAGCGUGCAACAGGUCAGCACCUCAGGAGUAAAUGUCAGUUUGCUUUUCAUAGCCAAGCAUUCAGAGGGAGAGAGAGAGAGAGAGGGGGGGGGGGGGGGGGGGGGGGGGGGGUCAUAACAGCAAGUCCGGGACAAGGUAGCACGACCGGUGAACAGGUCAGGGUUCCAUAGCCGCAGUCUGAACAGCAGAAGAGCUUUACCUAUGAAACAGCCUACAAGGUAUCAUCCGGACAUCAGCCUCUGAGUCUGCCAUUGAAUCUGAUCAGCCUGUUGGGAAUGGAGCUCACCCACUCUGUACAUUUAAAUAUUAUCCAUAAAACAUGAAGGGUGCCUUAUAAUUGCAUACAUCAGUUAUGCAAGCUAAUAACCAGCAUAGAUAACAAGCUAGCUUGCUAGUUAGCUAGUUAACAAGAUUACCUAGCUAACCUGCUAGCUCACAAGACUAGCCAAGUUAGCUGCGUUGUUCCUUGCAUGCGAUUGGCUGUGGUCUUGGGGGCGACACACAGCCUGGGAGACAGGACUGCCUGUCAGGCAUCAAUCAGGGCUUAAAUGCCCCACGAGCCCAUUGCGAUCAAAGCAGCCACAGGGCUCCUUGAUGAGGUGGUUAUCAUGCAACUGAACAAAUAAAUUGAUAAUGCGUGGUACUUUUGAUUAUCUCUUGAUCUCAACAAAACAACUUUUGUUACGUCGUGAUGAGAAAAUUAUCUUGUGAUCUCGACAAAACAACUUUUGUUAUGUCGUGAUCACUAGAAAAUUAUCUUGUGACCUCGACAAAACAACUUUUGUUAUGUCGUGAUCACCAGAAAAUGAUCUUGUGACCUCGACAAAACAACUCAUGAGAUAGAUAAGUCGUGAUCUCGACAUAACGAGGGAACAAUGUUUUUUUAUUCAAAUGUCCUCUCUGGACUUCCGUAUAGACUACAAAUUGCAAGAACACAUCACUCUGGAGUCAGAUGUUAUUAACAGAAUGUGUAGUUAGGCCUAUUAAACACAAAAACGUUUCAAGCGAGAAUUAGGAAGGUCUGAUGCUGAGAAAGAAAGGAAAUUCUUACCUACUUCACCCAUAUUUUAUUUUUGUAAAAAACUAAAUAAUGUGUAGUUCCAGUAGUUAGCAACAUCGCUACAUGGCGAAAAAGUCAUUAACUACCGGAGACACUACGAAGAGUUGAAUUUAGUUAAACUACCACCAAGCUACUGCAAAAUGUAGUUACAUUACUAGUUGAACUACACGUAGUUCACUACUCCCGAACACUGGCUUCAGGUCAUGUAACAUGUCCGGGGCAACCAAAUGUAAUGAUAAAUAGGGAAGCUCUUCUAUAUGCCUUCUUUGGCUUUGUGAAGGUGCUGCUCGGUGUUGGUGUCCUCCCAGGUGAUUAAGACAUCAUUGUUUGCGCAACAAUUCCAUAUCGUGAAUUGAUAUAUCAAUGAACCAAUCAUAUAUCCAUCCAUCCAUAAUUGUAGUAAUUCAUUAAUCCAUCCAUCCAUCCAUCCAUCCAUCCAUCCAUCCAUCAUUUCAUUCAUCCCAUCGUUUCAUUCAAUAAUUUCAUUUCAACCAUCUGUCUUCAAUCUCUUCAUCCCCUGUAGAUGUGAAGUUCGGCCUGGCCCUGAGUUCCUGACCCGUUCCUACACCUUCUACCCGAGCCGCCUGUUCAAGGCCCUGCAGCACUAUUACACUGACAGCGGGUGCGAGGAGCCCACCUACUCUCUGGUGGUCCGGGGCAAGCUCCGUCUGCGCCAGGCGUCCUGGAUCACCCGGGGUGCCACCGAGACGGAGCACCACCUCCACAAAGUGGGCAUCGUCAUCCACAGCCAAGGCGCCAUGCACCGGCCGGCCGCCCGUCUACCCCAUGUGUGUGUGGGCCUCACCCUGGGCGGCAUGGUGCCCGGGCGCCUCUACGAGCUGUACAACGCCCAGGCAGGGAGGGACUGUCUGGGUGCCCUGGGGUUCUCAAUGAUGGAACUGGGCUUGGUGAGAGUGGAGACCCAGCAUCAGCCCCAUGGAGGUCAGGUUCAGGAGCUCUUCCUUGGGGACGUGCACACGGAUUGGACAAAGAGGACGUACUAUCGACCAGCGGGUUACCAGCAACCACUGCAGAAUGCUAUGGUGACAAUAUGAACACUCCAUUAAGAUAGUGUACAGUUUACUCCAAUUAGGGGAGCGGUGGUAGGGUUAGGGGGAAAUAAUUAAGGAAAAUAUAUGUAAAUAAUAUAUGUAUAUGUACAGUAUACUCAUUCAAGUGUUUUUCUAUAUUUAUAUAAAAAAAAGUGUACCUUGUAGAAUAAUAGUGAAGACAUCAAAACAAUGAAAUAACAAAUAUGGAAUCAUGUAGUAACCAAAAAAGUGUUAAACAAAUCAAAAUAUAUUUUAUAUUAGAGAUUCUUUAAAUAGCCACCCUUUGCCUUGAUGACAGCUUUGCACACUCUUGGCAUUCUCUCAACCAGCUUCAUGAGGUAGUCAAGGUGUGUGUGUGUGUGUGUGGGGGGGGGGGGGGGGGGGGGGGGGGGGGGAUAGAAGAUAGAAGAUAGCCCUAUUUGGUAUAAGACCAAGACCAUAUUAUGGCAAGAACAGCUCAAAUAAGCAAAGAGAAACGACAGUCCAUCAUUACUUUAAGACAUGAAGCUUAGUCAAUACGGAACAUUUCAAGAACUUUGAAAGUUUCUUCAAGUGCAGUCGCAAAAACCAUGAAGCGCUAUGAUGGAACUGGCUCUCAUGAGGACCGCCACAGGAAUGGAAGACCCAGAGUUACCUCUGCUGCAGAGGUUAAGUUCAUUAGAGUUACCAGCCUCAGAAAUUGCAGCCCAAAUAAAUGCUUCACAGAGUUCAAGUAACAGACACAUCUCAACAUCAACUGUUCAGAGGGGACAGUGUGAAUCAGGCCUUCAUAGUCGAAUUGCUGCAAAUAAACCACUACUGAAGCACACCAAUAAGAAGAAGAGACCUGCUUGGGCCAAGUAACAUGAGCAAUGGACAUCAGAACGGUGGAAAUGUGUCCUUUGGUCUGGAGUCCAAAUUUGAGAUUUUUGGUUCAAACCGCUGUGUCUUUGUGAUACGCAGUGUGGGUGAACAGAUGAUCUCUGCAUGUGUAGUUCCCACUGUAAAGCAUGGAGGAGGAGGUGUUAUGCUGUGGGGGUGCUUUGCUGGUGACACUGUCUGUGAUUUAUUUAGAAUUCAAGGCACACUUAACCAGAAUGCCUACCACAGCAUUCUACAGCGAUACGCCAUUCUAUCUGGUUUGGGCUUAGUGGGACUAUCAUUUGUUUUUCAACAGGACAAUGACCCAACACACCUCCAGGCUGUGUAAGGGCAAUUUUACCAAGAAGGAUAGUGAUGGAGAUGACCUGGCCUCCACAAUCCCCCGACCUCAACCCAAUUGAGAUGGUUUCGGAUGAGUUGGAAGGCAGAGUGAAGGAAAAGCAGCCAACAAGUGCUCAGCAUAUGUGGGAACUCCUUCAAUACUGUUGGAAAAGCAUACCAGGUGAAGCUGGUUGAGAGAAUGCCAAGAGUGUGCAAAGCUGUCAUCAAGGCAAAGGGUGGCUAUUUGAAGAAUCUCAAAUAUAAAAUAUAUUUUGAUUUGUUUAACACUUGUUUGGUUACUACAUGAUUCCAUAUGUGUUAUUUCAUAGUUUUGAUGUCUUCACUAUUAUUCUACAAUGUAGAAAAUAGUAAAUAUUAAGAAAAACCCUUGAAUGAGUAGGUGUGUCCAAACUUUUGACUGGUACUGUAUAUAUAUUUACCAAAAAAUAUAUGGGGAAUUGGAAAUGAUGCAGACAAUUACAUUGAUGGAAGCUACAAUCUAUCUGCAAUAUUAAAGCUGAUCUACCCCCUAAAAUAUAUAUACAGUGGGGAGAACAAGUAUUUGAUACACUGCCGAUUUUGCAGGUUUUCCUACUUACAAAGCAUGUAGAGAGGUCUGUAAUUUUUAUCAUAGGUACACUUCAACUGUGAGAGACGGAAUCUAAAACAAAAAUCCAGAAAAUCACAUUGUAUGAUUUUUAAGUGUUUAUUUUGCAUUUUAUUGCAUGACAUAAGUAUUUGAUACAUCAGAAAAGCAGAACUUAAUAUUUGGUACAGAAACCUUUGUUUGCAAUUACAGAGAUCAUACGUUUCCUGUAGGUCUUGACCAGGUUUGCACACACUGCAGCAGGGAUUUUGGCCCACUCCUCCAUACAGAUCUUCUCCAGAUCCUUCAGGUUUCGGGGCUGUCGCUGGGAAAUACGGACUUUCAGCUCCCUCCAAAGAUUUUCUAUUGGGUUCAGGUCUGGAGACUGGCUAGGCCACUCCAGGACCUUGAGAUGCUUCUUACGGAGCCACUCCUUAGUUGCCCUGGCUGUGUGUUUCGGGUCGUUGUCAUGCUGGAAGACCCAGCCAUGACCCAUCUUCAAUGCUCUUACUGAGGGAAGGAGGUUGUUGGCCAAGAUCUCGCGAUACAUGGCCCCAUCCAUCCUCCCCUCAAUACGGUGCAGUCGUCCUGUCCCCUUUGCAGAAAAGCAUCCCCAAAUAAUGAUUUUUCCACCUCCAUGCUUCACGGUUGGGAUGGUGUUCUUGGGGUUGUACUCAUCCUUCUUCUUCCUCCAAACACGGCAGGGUGGAGUUUAGACCAAAAAGCUAUAUUUUUGUCUCAUCAGACCACAUGACCUUCUCCCAUUCCUCCUCUGGAUCAUCCAGAUGGUCAUUGGCAAACUUCAGAUGGGCCUGGACAUGCGCUGGCUUGAGCAGGGGGACCUUGCGUGCGCUGCAGGAUUUUAAUCCAUGACGGCGUAGUGUGUUACUAAUGGUUUUCUUUGAGACUGUGGUCCCAGCUCUCUUCAGGUCAUUGACCAGGUCCUGCCGUGUAGUUCUGGGCUGAUCCCUCACCUUCCUCAUGAUCAUUGAUGCCCCACGAGGUGAGAUCUUGCAUGGAGCCCCAGACCGAGGGUGAUUGACCGUCAUCUUGAACUUCUUCCAUUUUCUAAUAAUUGCGCCAACAGUUGUUGCCUUCUCACCAAGCUGCUUGCCUAUUGUCCUGUAGCCCAUCCCAGCCUUGUGCAGGUCUACAAUUUUAACCCUGAUGUCCUUACACAGCGCUCUGGUCUUGGCCAUUGUGGAGAGGUUGGAGUCUGUUUGAUUGAGUGUGUGGACAGGUGUCUUUUAUACAGGUAACGAGUUCAAACAGGUGCAGUUAAUACAGGUAAUGAGUGGAGAACAGGAGGGCUGCUUAAAGAAAAACUAACAGGUCUGUGAGAGCCGGAAUUCUUACUGGUUGGUAGGUGAUCAAAUACUUAUGUCAUGCAAUAAAAUGCAAAUUAAUUACUUAAAAAUCAUACAAUGUGAUUUUCUGGAUUUUUGUUCUCUCACAGUUGAAGGGUACCUAUGAUAAAAAUUACAGACCUCUAUAUGCUUUGUAAGUAGGAAAACCUGCAAAAUCGGCAGUGUAUCAAAUACUUGUUCUCCCCACUGUAUAUAUCUUGUACAUGCAGAUCAAGGCAGGGAUUUUAAUGAAAUGGUAUCUCAGGACAUUAUAAAGAAAUGUAGUCAUUCUCUCUCUAUCUUUAUCUGAUGUUGAAUGCCUUCCAUGGUGAUAAACUAACUAACUCAAGCAUAAAACUGUGUCCCAAUAUCCGAGCAUACUAUUUAGCAUGUCUGGUCAAUACAAGGCUUCAUACUAUUUAGCAUGUCUGGUCAAUACAUGGCUUCAUAUUAAGUAGCGUGCCAUUUUGGAUGACAGUUAUAUAGUAUAACCCUAACCAUUACCUUAACAUAUUUAUUUCCUCCAGCACCACAUCCACCCCUGCCCGGCGUGCGCCCUGGUGUUCCGGGCUUCGGAACAACGCCCCCCAGUGUUUCCCCGUGUCCCUGCAUCGACCCCUCCAUCUCUGGACGGCCGCUGGGUGAGCCAACGCUGCGAAGCCCGGCCCGCCGUCCUCUUCCUCACCCGAGACUUCACCUUCCGCCCAGAUGAGCACUCCUGGGAAGGCUUCUACCGCCACUACUCGGACCCCUCCUGCAGCCAGCCCACCUUCACCCUGCAGGCCUCGGGCCACUACGCUCAGGGAGACCCCUCGGCCAAGGUGGCGGGAGGCACCGAGUUCAUCUUCAAGGUGACCUGGGUCAGUGUCACCAUCCUGGAGGGGGCCACGGCCAGGGUGCUCAACGAGACCCGGCGGGGAAGCUGCGGGAAGGCGGGGGGCUGGGAGGUGGGGGUGGAGCAAGACGUGACCCCCACGGAUGGGUGUACCAUCCUGGGGAUCAAGCUGCCGCACAAGGAGUACGAGCUGUUCAAGACGGAGAUGGACCAUCGACGGCGCCCUCUGCUGUUCAUCGGUGAGAGGCCGACGGAUGGCUCCAGCCCUGACCGGCCCCAGAAGAGGCCCACAUCUUACCAGGCCCCCAUGGUGCAUUGUGGCGAGGAGGACGCCCCCACGUCGUAUCACCACACCAACCAGCUCAAGCUAGCAGCUAGUGGAGCCAAGAACCUGCCAUGGCAACCAAGCUUUGUCCUAGUCCUGGUCUCUUUAGUGUGGGUUUGA